AUGGCCACGCUGCAUACGGCAAAACAGGUCGCCACUGCGUUUCAGCGAGAGUACGCAAAAACGCCAGCAAAACUGAAGGUGCUGGACGCCUUCUCGGGCCUUGCCAUCGCCACGGCACUACUUCAGUUCGUGUAUGCGGUCCUCAUCGGGAGCUUUCCCUUCAACGCAUUCUUGGCUGGCUUCUUCUGCUGCAUAGGGGCCUUUGUACUCUCAGUGUGUCUGCGGAUGCAGGUAGACCCGGAGGACAUGAGUGGGAAGACAGAGAGAGCUUUUACUGAGUAUGCUCUCGCAAUGUGUGUCCUAUUCCUUGCAGCAUUGAACUAUGUUGGUUGA
This is a messenger RNA of Auxenochlorella protothecoides, 333 nucleotides long. RefSeq names its product Dolichyl-diphosphooligosaccharide-protein glycosyltransferase subunit DAD1. Lineage: Eukaryota; Viridiplantae; Chlorophyta; Trebouxiophyceae; Chlorellales; Chlorellaceae. The transcript is spliced from 4 exons. Gene Ontology annotation, biological process: protein N-linked glycosylation. The record is from RefSeq and is a predicted model, not a curated record. Gene Ontology annotation, cellular component: oligosaccharyltransferase complex; membrane. The coding region runs from base 1 to 333 and encodes 110 amino acids.